AAUUCCCGAGCUGGGCUGUUCGUAUGGCUGAGCGCCUGCCUUGCGGGCCGGCCGCAGACAGACGACCUUGCCAUGCUUGCGUAUCUGCAAAAUCGCUAUCACGCCGACAAUCAGACUCUAGUAGUGCAGUUGGUGCAUGCGAGCUUCGAUAUUUUGACCAACGCACUGCUGCAAGGGAAACCUCCUGCAACACGCGAGCUGCUGCGCUCGUUCAUCUGCAACAAGGUUCAGACAGUCCUAGCAGUGCUUGCACCCGUCAUGGGUCAAGUCGUCCUGGAUACAUGCCUUCAGACAGCCUUCCUCUCAAUCGUAAUCGAUCCUAUACCACCCAUCAGUACCGGAUCCUCGGAAGCUACAGAGAUCUUAAGGCGCACGCGGCUGGAGUUCCUCAGGGCUUGCAUUCUGCACGGUGUUGCAACAGAGGGUAUUGUAAGCUCAGUCUUGCAAGAGAACCCUCCGAGUCCGCCGAAAGCGGUGAAGUAUACCCGAGAUAGUCUUCUGGCCCAGUGUACGACAAACAUCAAUCGCCUUGACAGCCUCACGGGCGAGCUCGGCAACAUGCACGGUAACGCCGGGGCUAUUGCCAGUUGCGUGGUUCAGCUCAUUAACAACCUCUGUGCAAGCAAGGAUUCAAUGGGUCUCAAGACUGCUUGCAGCAUCUUGCUGAAGAGGGUGCAGUACAUGGAUGUGGUGAUGCAAUAUACUCAGCCGGCAGACUUCCUGUUACCUUUAUGCAUGGUUUUGAAGGACUGGACGCACGACCAAGACCAGGCGGAAUUUUUACCAGCAUACGAAGAGUUCGCAUCAAUCCUGCUGUUUAUUCUGGCUGUGGUCCAUCGUUACGACCUGACUAGCACCGAGAUUGGCAUGGCAGACACCGACUUCUUCGGCUUCCAGAUGCUGAAGAAUGUGCCGAGCAGCACAGCGUUGUCGGAAUUGAGUAGCGAGCAAAGUGCGCAGCUCACGAAGUGGCUAGAAGGUCUCUUUCCGGCGGAUGAGCAGGAUGAGACGGGGGGAAUCACGGACGAGGUGAUGCGGCAAUGUCCGCCCCAAGCCUUCUACAUGCUAGUGCCGACACUGUUUGAGCAAAGCAUACUGGCGUGUAAAGCUGGCCACCUGUCAAUCUCGACCUUCAAGGCCGGGCUGGAGCUGUUACUGGAACCUUUCUUAUUGCCGUCUCUUGUUGGUGGGCUCAAUUGGCUGGUGAGCCAUUCUUGGGAAGACCAUGAUGAUGCAGACGUACUGCUACAAGUGCUGGACAAGCUGCUCAAGCCUUCGAGCAGCUCUACUGAGACGCAAGCCAUGCAUAGACAGGUGCUGGUUAUUGUUGCAAAGCCAUUGAAGCAGUCAUUGGAACAGCUAGUACGCAAGAGACCAGACAAGUCCGGUGCCAGCAGCAUGGCCACUUUCCUCAACGCAUACGCCGACUCUAGUAUAUCGAAGUCAAGCACUCGUACUGAACUGGAGCAGUGGACGUCGCCGCAUUCGACAGACAUGGGCAGCAGCCUGCGAGCCUGCAUCCACAACCUGACCGAGUGGGGCAUUAGCGUCACUGCAAAUCCACCACCCAGAUACGCUGCCAAUAUGAUCAGCGCCGCAUGUCAGAUACUGGGGGCCUCAGAGGUCUUGCGACUCAUGGCGAAGCAUUUGAAGGAGACGCCGGGUCCGAAUGUUUCGGCUGCUCUUGACGUGUGCACGGCAAUGAUCUGCGCACCCGCGAUCGCUGCCCAGGACCUGCGCGAGCAGCUCACCUUACAAGCCGGGAACACCGAUGCUCUGUUGAGGCGCAACUUCGGCGAGGCUACAAUGCUAGUCCGGCUGCAUAGGUCGGUGGAAGCUCAGCUCGCCGUCCAACAAGUU
Messenger RNA from Baudoinia panamericana UAMH 10762, 1860 nucleotides. RefSeq lists its product as uncharacterized. NCBI's taxonomy places the organism in Eukaryota, Fungi, Ascomycota, Dothideomycetes, Mycosphaerellales, Teratosphaeriaceae. Gene Ontology annotation, biological process: regulation of transcription by RNA polymerase II. Gene Ontology annotation, molecular function: transcription coregulator activity. Gene Ontology annotation, cellular component: mediator complex. The transcript has a single exon. The record is from RefSeq and is a predicted model, not a curated record. The annotation marks the transcript as partial.